Gilbertella persicaria is the source of this 2122-nucleotide messenger RNA. RefSeq lists its product as uncharacterized. Gene Ontology annotation, biological process: long-chain fatty acid metabolic process; long-chain fatty-acyl-CoA metabolic process. The record is from RefSeq and is a predicted model, not a curated record. The coding region runs from base 8 to 2038 and encodes 676 amino acids. The transcript has 9 exons. NCBI's taxonomy places the organism in Eukaryota, Fungi, Mucoromycota, Mucoromycetes, Mucorales, Choanephoraceae. Gene Ontology annotation, cellular component: plasma membrane; lipid droplet; endoplasmic reticulum. Gene Ontology annotation, molecular function: long-chain fatty acid-CoA ligase activity.
CUUUGAUAUGAAGUCUUUUACAGUUGAAAUUGGUCCUGAACAACCCAAUGGUGGUCGCAUCCGAAGAUCUAUUUAUGCUCCUGAAGGAUUAACUCGUGUCCCUCAUCACAAUGUACACACAUUGUAUGAUGUCCUUACGCGUAGUGCCAACAAAUAUCCUGAUCGUAAAGGAUUUGGGUUCCGAAAGGUAGAAAAAAUGAUUGAUGAAGAAAAACAAGUGAGUAAGUUUAUCGAUGGUGAAGAAGUCAAAGAAACAAAGAUUUGGAAGUACUUUCAACUGUCUGGUUAUCACUAUUUAAGUUACAAAGAAGCGUCUCGUUUGACACACGAUGUUGGUGCUGGUCUCAUUCAACUCGGUCUCAAAGAAAAAUCGAAAAUUGAAAUCUUUUCGCCUACAAAUAUGUAUUGGUUAUUAACAGCCCAUGGUGCUUUCACUCAAAACAUGACCAUUGUCACAGCUUACGAUACACUGGGAGAAGAUGGUCUAUUGCAUUCGAUGAAUGAAACACAAGUAGAAGCUAUUUAUACCACCAGUGAAUUAUUGUCUACAGUUCAAAAAGUUGCCACGCAAUGUGCUAGUUUGAAAUGCAUUAUCUACAGUGGCGAAGUCAAGGCAGAAGUUCUUUCUCAAUUCAAGACAGCCGUGACUCAGAAAGUGAUUUCCUUGGAUGAAGUAGCCAAGUUGGGUAGAGAACAUCCUCGAGAAUCAAGAACACCCGAACCCGAAGACCUUUGUUGUAUCAUGUAUACUUCUGGAAGUACAGGAAACCCUAAAGGUGUCAUGUUGUCGCAUAAAAACAUUGUUGCUGCUAUUGCUGGUGUAAAUACUAUUCUGGGUCAUAUUGUGACAGACCAUGAUAGUAUGAUGGCUUAUCUUCCUUUGGCUCAUGUUCUUGAAUUUGUUGUAGAAAACCUGUGUGUCUUUUGGGGUGUCACUUUAGGUUAUGCCAAUGUACGUACGUUGACAGAUGCCUCUGUUCGUAACUGCAAGGGCGACAUUAAGGAAUUCAGGCCUACAUUAAUGACGGGCGUACCUGCUGUUUGGGAAUCCAUCCGAAAGGGUAUUCUAACUAAACUAGCUUCUGCUUCUCCCAAAGCACAAAAGAUGUUUCAUAAAGCAUACGCCACAAAAGCAUGGUUACUAGAGCGUCAUCUUCCCACAGGGUUUUUAGAUAAAGUCGUGUUCAAUAAGAUCAAGGAUCAAGUCGGAGGUCGUCUUCGAUUUGCAUUGUCUGGUGGUGCUCCUGUGUCUGUUGAAACUCAAAAGUUCUUAUCAGUGACUGUCUGUCCUAUUUUGGGUGGUUUUGGUAUGACAGAAAGUUGUGGUAUGUGUAGCAUCAUGACACCUGAACAGUUUGCUUAUGGUCAAGUCGGGGCUCCUGUCCCUUGUUGUGAAAUCAAACUGGUCGAUGUUCCCGAGGCCAAUUACCUCUCCACUAAUCCCAAACCACAAGGUGAAGUCUGGGUCCGUGGUCCUGCUAUCACCAAGGGUUAUUGGAACCGAGAUGAUAUUACACAAGAAACCAUGACCGAAGACAAUUGGCUUCAAACAGGCGAUAUUGCCGAAUGGAACGAGAAUGGUACAUUGACCAUCAUUGACCGAAAAAAGAACUUGGUAAAACUGAGUAAUGGUGAAUACAUUGCCUUAGAGAAACUAGAAUCGAUCUACAAGAGUUGUGUGUAUGUGACAAACAUGUGUGUUUAUGCAGACUCACUUUAUCCUAAACCGGUUGCUUUGGCUGUGGUGACAGAGCCUGUGAUCCGAACAUUGGCUGCAGAAAAAGGAGUGACUGAAACUGAUUUUGAGAGUCUGUGCCAACAUGAAGUGAUCCGAAAGACAGUGUUGAACGCAUUGUUAGCACAAGCAAAAGAAGGAGGUCUUAAGGGGUCUGAAUUGCUCUUUGAUGUUCAUUUAUGUCAUGAAGAAUGGACCACUGGAUCUGGUUUAUUGACUGCAGCACAAAAGAUCAAAAGACCAGAGAUCACAAAGGCUUUCAAGACGGAGUUUGAUGCCAUGAAUGCUAGACAAAAAAGUUGAACAUAUAAUAAUAAAAGAACUACUCGGUUGGAUCACCGAUAAGAUCCGAUCUAUCUAUUUUUCUGUAUCGAAUCACGUGACAUA